GACAAAAAACAAAACAAAAAAGCUAUAAAAAUUAAAGAUUCAAGAAACAUUAUAUUAAUCACAGUUGACAUUCAAAGUUAAAAAACGAAGCGUUGGAAAAAAUAUCCGCUAAAAAAUGGACACGCACUUCUUUUCAAAAAGCAAACAGCAUGUCGGUGUCAACAAUAACUGUUAUAUGGUGGAUAUCUGCUACUGCAACGAUAGUGAUAGCGGAAAUGGACAUUCUUCUGGUGCUGACACUGUAAAAACUCCAACAACUUCAGAGAGAGAAACAGAACCAACUACUGCAAACGCGAUACUGCAGAUUAAUGAUCCAAAUCAAGCACAGUCAAUUACUAAUGAAGAAGAAAUUGCAUUUAAAAUUGAAAUUCAAAGAAGGAAACAGUUGACCAUAUCUUAUGAAGUAUUGAUGUGGUUUGUAUUCACUGUGGUCACCAUUCUGUGCAUUGUGGACCGUUUUGUCUAUACUGGCGACUGUGUGCUAAAAAGAAAAGGUAAAACUGUAUCUCGAUUGUGGGGAGAUAAUUUUGGACAAACGCUGACUAACGUUGUAUGGGGAGUCACGGCAAGACUUAUCACAACAUCACAAAAUUUAAUGUUUUACACAACGUUAUGGUGUCUUCCGAAUAUGAUGACUGAAAUUGCACCAAGAUUCCUCAAAAUCACGAGAAUAAGGGACAUUCACAUUAAAGCACAUCGUAUUGCUGGAAUUUUUCUAAUUGGCAUUCCUUCACUUGCUCAUGUGCUGGUUAUAUUUCUUCCUCCGUUAAUUGAUCGAACAGAACUGACCUACAGCCCACCAUCUCACUUUAAUUUUAGCAAUCAGUUGGGACAUCUGAAUUGGACCAAGUGGUGGGAUCCGGCCGCUGUUGAGAAUUGGUCUUUUAAUGAUAAAUCAGGUGUACAUUUGACAUCAGAUGAGAUAUACAGAUUACUUCUAAUGAUCAUCCUGUUCUGUUUCCUGUUUCCUCUAAGCAGAAGCAGCUACUUAAACGACAGAUCGUACUCCUUUGCUAUCGCUCUUCACGCAUUUGCCGGUGUCUGGUAUGCCAUUGAUAACAUAAGAAAAAUUACACACGGACUUGCACAUGUCAUUAAUCUACCAUUUUUCAUAUUCUGGUGCAUUGAUCGUCUCCUUAGUAUUGUCCUUUACCGAAGAAGUAAUUGCACAAUCUCUGCUAAACAAGUAACAAGUGAUGGAAAGUACAUUGUAGUCUAUAUGAAGUCAGAUGUUUACAACAAGAGAACUGUUGGAGAUGUUUACUACCUAUCCUUGGCAAGCAAAAGGAGACAGUUGCUAUCUUUGGAACGUGCGCAUCCUUAUACGUCAUUUAACAACCAUUCCAAGGAUAAAUCAUGGGAUAUUGGUUUUGUUAUUAGAGUUAUGGAUGAUCACACGCAAUGGUUUUCGAGUUGGACAAGACGAUUGUUCAAUGUUGAUGAAUCAAAUAGUUUACAACUAAUCACAGCAUGGGGACCAUAUCGUGCGUCGUGCUUCCAUCUUUAUCAACAACUUAAGCAGAACAGAAAGAAAUGCUACACCUUAUUUGCUUCUGGCUCCGGCCUGGGAUAUCUCUUGGAUGUCUUAAGUUUUCUUGCCUACAAAUCGUCAAAACGAGAUGCAGCAGAGAGGCCUCACCUUGAUAUGUAUUAUACAGUUAGUUGUGCACAAUUUACGGACUACUUUCAUGAGAAGGUUGAAAAUCUCAUCAAAGAGGUGGUCUUCGUACAAACAGCAACUGUUUCCUUCCACUGGAGUAUUACUGCAGAAAAGAAGGGAAAUUUCCCAAAAGUUGAUCGGACUGAUUCAGCGGUAACAUUUACAAGAGAUCGAAUAAACUUCGAAAAAAUCAUUUCGCGUCUUUCCAGAUCAACUGCUGUCUAUUUUGUUGGCCGACCAUCGUUGGCUGAACAUGUCGACAGAAUCUGUGAAAAGCACAACAUUACUUUAGUGAAACAUUACACAAAUUCACAAAGAGGGAUGUCCGAUAAAUUGCAAAUGACGUUUUAUCUAAAGAGACUUUUACUUGUUCUGUCUGUUACUGUUGGUGUGUCCAUUGCAUUGAGCAUUUACAUUGACGCAAGAAAAAUUAAGAAUAUGCUUCUAAGUCAUGUAUAAAAAGAACUUGUUCGACUUUUUAAUGUAUUUAUUUAGUUAAUUAUCUUCAUUUGUUGACAUUCCGUGUUAAAAAACUUUCAUGUAGUGAUUUGUAUUUUAAAGGUGGAUUAUCAAUAUUGCCUUCGCAAGGUAGGAGUGUUAACAAAAUGUUUUGUAAGAAAUUUCUUACAAACAUAUCAAACUUUUCUAUUAGUUUUAUGUAUAUAUUUAUAAGACGCGAUGUCUGUUUUAAUGUAUAUUUUUAUCAUCUUUUUGUAUGAAUAAACUUUAUUUUUAAACACUCCUUUCCCUAUUCCCUAACUUAUAUAGCUACCACUCUGAUAAAAUAUUUGUGAAAAUGUGACACGAAAAUCGAGUCUUUUAAUUACUCUUAAUGUUGAAACUGUCACCUCCCCUUUUUCAAAGUCAAUGUUAGAUUUCUAUUAGCAUCAACCAGGCAAUGAUUUCGCUAUUAACUAUUUCGGGGGAAAAGGGAGCUCAAAAUGAAAUUCACAAUAUGAUUUUCUAGAGUUACUACUUCUUGUUUUGCAUGGUAGUUAUUCUGACUACCGGUAGUUAAUUUUAUUUCAGUGAACUGAUCAGAGUUAUAUAAAGUUCCACUGAGCGU
Molecule: messenger RNA, 2726 nt
Organism: Hydractinia symbiolongicarpus
Lineage: Eukaryota; Metazoa; Cnidaria; Hydrozoa; Anthoathecata; Hydractiniidae
Exons: 5
Coding region: 116-2119 (667 amino acids)
Source: RefSeq, a predicted model, not a curated record